AGUCGAGCCAAAUGGCAACCUUAUAUGUGCUACCGCACUUAUUUGGUGACGAACCAUUUUAGCCAAACUCAGAUCCUGGCAAAAUUGAAUAUUGCCCUAUAAAAAUACUACAAAAUUCCCAAGUAGGAUUGUAGCAAGCUACGGUCACACAUGAUCUGCUUAUUUCCGUUCUCUUUUCGUGAAGGCGUCAUCGAGUGAAGUUUAACUUUGUGCAAAAUUCAUGAAUAAAAAUCCAAGAGCAUCGUGUGAUUUUGAUAAAUACUGCCAAAAGAUAGUUUACUUCAACUGCGCCGCUGCCGGUCCCACAUUUGGAGGCAGAAGUCUUAGUGGCUGCGUCGCCAAGGCGAAAGAUUUACAACUGCUUGCAUCAGGGGCACCCACCGCGUGCAGCGCAAAGCUGCGCUUGUGCUCUUCUGCCGACAGAUCGCUGGUCAACACACCCUCCCCAGAGUUGGUGUUCUUUUUUUCUACUCUUCAUCGCCGCAAGCAGGAAGCAGAUCGCCGUGCAUCCAUUUUAUGCACAAGUGUCAAAUUAAGCCUGGUGUCUUCUUCUUCAUCCGUGCGCAUUCUGAAUAUUUGUGCACAACACGCGCCCCUGGCUGCUGGUCUUGUCGCUGCGUAUGCUGCGAACCUGAAGCAGCCGCAACACGAAUGAUCGUGUCCAGUCUUAAGUAUCUUUAGAAUAGUUUUUCUUAUUUCUGUUAAUUUUACAUAAAAAUAUUUACUUAUAAAUUUCUAUGAUUCUAAUUUAGCUGAACUUGUGGGAGAUCUGACAAAUAUAUAUAUGUGACUUUCCCGAUUUAUAUUAAUAUCUACAGCAAAUCAUCAAUAGUCAUCAGGCCUGCUGACAUCGAUGGAAAGUGCGUGAGUACUGAACAAAAACAA
This is a messenger RNA of Drosophila mauritiana, 885 nucleotides long. RefSeq lists its product as uncharacterized. NCBI's taxonomy places the organism in Eukaryota, Metazoa, Arthropoda, Insecta, Diptera, Drosophilidae. The transcript is spliced from 2 exons. The record is from RefSeq and is a predicted model, not a curated record. Bases 221 to 655 code for a protein of 144 amino acids.